This is a messenger RNA of Oxyura jamaicensis (ruddy duck), 3066 nucleotides long. It is a transcript of the gene SNX6, whose product is annotated as sorting nexin 6. Gene Ontology annotation, cellular component: endosome. Gene Ontology annotation, molecular function: phosphatidylinositol binding. The transcript is spliced from 12 exons. The coding region runs from base 329 to 1201 and encodes 290 amino acids. Lineage: Eukaryota; Metazoa; Chordata; Aves; Anseriformes; Anatidae. The record is from RefSeq and is a predicted model, not a curated record.
AAUUUAAGCUAAAUAGAUUUUUUUCUUUGUUUAGCUUAGAGCAAUAAAUGUAGAUCUCCAGACUGAUGCUGCUUUGCAAGUGGAUAUCUCAGAUGCGCUCAGUGAGAGGGAUAAAGUGAAAUUCACUGUCCACACAAAGAGUUCCUUACCAAAUUUCAAACAAAAUGAAUUUUCUGUUGUCCGGCAACAUGAAGAGUUUAUUUGGCUUCAUGAUUCCUUUGUCGAGAACGAGGACUAUGCUGGCUACAUCAUUCCGCCAGCACCACCCAGGCCUGACUUUGAUGCCUCAAGGGAGAAAUUGCAGAAACUUGGAGAAGGGGAAGGAUCAAUGACUAAAGAAGAAUUCACCAAGAUGAAACAAGAACUGGAGGCUGAAUAUUUGGCAAUAUUCAAGAAGACAGUUGCAAUGCAUGAAGUAUUUUUGUGUCGUGUGGCAGCACAUCCUAUUUUGAGAAAGGAUUUAAAUUUCCAUGUCUUCUUGGAAUAUAAUCAGGAUUUGAGUGUUCGUGGGAAAAAUAAGAAAGAGAAACUUGAAGACUUCUUUAAAAAUAUGGUUAAAUCAGCAGAUGGUGUCAUUGUUUCAGGAGUAAAGGAUGUGGAUGACUUCUUUGAACAUGAAAGAACAUUCCUUGUAGAAUACCACAACCGAGUCAAAGAUGCCUCUGCCAAAUCUGAUAAAAUGACAAGAUCACACAAAAAUGUUGCAGAUGACUAUAAUAGAAUUGGUUCUUCAUUAUAUGCAUUAGGAACACAGGAUUCCACAGAUAUAUGCAAGUUUUUUCUGAAGGUGUCAGAGUUAUUUGACAAAACAAGGAAAAUAGAGGCCCGGGUAUCUGCUGAUGAAGAUCUUAAACUUUCUGAUCUUCUGAAAUAUUACUUAAGGGAAUCUCAAGCUGCUAAGGAUCUCCUAUAUAGAAGAUCUAGGUCACUAGUGGAUUAUGAAAAUGCUAACAAGGCAUUGGAUAAAGCAAGAGCAAAAAAUAAAGAUGUGUUGCAAGCUGAAACUACUCAACAGAUAUGCUGUCAGAAAUUUGAGAAAAUAUCUGAAUCUGCAAAACAAGAACUGAUAGACUUUAAGACAAGAAGAGUUGCAGCAUUCAGAAAAAAUUUAGUGGAACUAGCAGAACUGGAAUUAAAGCAUGCUAAGGGUAACUUACAGCUGCUGCAGAGCUGCCUGGCAGUGUUAAAUGGUGACACAUAAGCUACGCUCCGUCCUCCCACUAACAAGGGCUGCCCUCCUCUGGAUUUUGUUUUCAUGACUUUAAAUAGGCAUUUACAGUUCCCUGGAGAAAUCAUUUGACAAAGUGCACAUAAGCAAGCUCCUCCUUUCAAAAGAAUUAAAACAGACACCUGAAAGUAGCUCCAGACUAUACGAAGCAACAGCGUACUUGUUAUUCAUACAUAUUCAUGUUUAUUUAAUCAUUAUAUGCUUUCAUUGUUCAGAAACCAAAUGCUCUGUUUUUGUGAAGCUAGCCAAUAAUAUGUUCAUGUUAUGAAUACUAUGAUACAGCUGCCAAUCUUAUUUACCUUUGUAAGUAAUUUCUGAAGUUCACCAUUUGAAGUACAUUGUUCAAAUGGCUUAAAUAUUACCAUUAGAGAUUUGAAUAUUGUUACUAUAAUACAUUGUAUACACUGUCUUAGUUUUUUUUUCAUGUACUGAUAUCAAGAAAUUUAAUCGUUUUUUUUCGAUUGUGAACAUUUCUUAGAAGUUUUGGAGAACUUUGUGUAACCUUUAUAACUAUGAUUUAAAAAGAAAAGCAAAUACAUUAGUAUGUUUGCCUUAACUUGUAGACUAAUCCAAUUAUUGUAAAAUAAACCAUGAAAUCAAUGAUUUUUCUAAAAUUAUGCAGACACUGUAUCAUCUAUAAGCUUAAUAUUUUCUAGUAAAUCAGAUUAAUUAGACUUCUCUCCAUUCAUCCUGUAAAACCAUUGAGUAAGUACUAGAUUGGUCUGACACUUAAGUACUCGCCUGGUGCAAUUUUUCGCUUGUGUUCUCAGGUUUAUCCAUUUGCCUGUUUGUGUGUGACUUUCCUAUCCAGUGUACUUAUGUCUUUUUUUUUUUUUUUUUUGAGUUUGUUGGCUGACUGCAUUUUCUUCAGCAGAAAUGCUUUUUAAGGGAACUUGCUGCUUUCUUUCCAGAAGGGGGACAUAAAGUAGCAGGAGCAUAUUCAACAAGUGCAUAAAUUCAAGAAAGGUAAUAGAGCCCCACUUUGAUACAGAUAAGAAGCUUUACUUCAGAAAAUAAAAAGUGAAGGUAUAGCCAAUGGAGGAAUGUCUGAAAAGGAUCGCAAUCUGUUAACUGGACUUAGAGCUCUGAAUACUUUAUGUUGUUUGAAUCCUUGGUCUUUCAUUUGUUGUAUUGCUUUCUCUCACUUGAACCAUGAGUCUUUUCCAUGAGCUGCUGUUCUUCUGUAUAAUUCCAGAAUGUCACGAAAUUAGGCUUUACUUGAUGAGUUGUUCUUUGCAGUGGGAUUGCUGCUUUAUAAGAGUUUGCAGACCUUCAGUGGAGCAGCGGAGUUCUGGUGAACGGGGUUUCAUGUUUGGAGAUGCAGAUCAAUGUAAGCUGAUGUCUCUGUAUUUACAGCCUCUCCUGUACUGCAGCACAGAGGUUUGUUAGUUUUGUGGGGCGUCUGUUUGUUUUUUGUUUCUUUUCCGAGUAGGGUGAAUUGCACAGGAUAGUAUACUUCUCCUGCAGCGUUGCACAUGGAACAUUUCUAAGGCAGAGAAGUUCCUUGGCUUUACAUGCUGUUUGCAUUGUGCAUUGGGUUGCGGACGCAUAGCCUCAGACUUUGAGUUACCACUGCCCAGUGGCUAUUAGCAACUCCUGUCAUGUAUAUAAUGUUUUCUAUUAACAGCUACUACAAUACUACUGUGCUGUUCAUCUUCCAACUAUUAAAGGUAUAAUUCCUAAGGAACUCAUCUAUAAAUAAUAGACUAUAAGGGACAAAGACUAAAAUGUACAUACAGUUAACAAACGUGUAAAUAUUUUAAGUAGGAUCGUGGGAACGGUUUUUAGAUUAGUCCUCGUUGUUCAGUGUUACUAGCUCAUUAAAUUUUUUUCAAGCC